This is a messenger RNA of Drosophila rhopaloa, 3076 nucleotides long. RefSeq lists its product as uncharacterized. The record is from RefSeq and is a predicted model, not a curated record. Gene Ontology annotation, molecular function: lipase activity. Gene Ontology annotation, biological process: lipid metabolic process. Bases 7 to 3045 code for a protein of 1012 amino acids. The transcript is spliced from 5 exons. Lineage: Eukaryota; Metazoa; Arthropoda; Insecta; Diptera; Drosophilidae.
UGCAAUAUGAAGACUUUCCUGAUUUUGGCAAUCUUUGCUCUGGCCGUUUCGGCUUAUGCUCUGGAGGAAUCCGAGCGCGUCAAUGGCGAGAACGGCUGGUUCGUUCCCCAGGUGGACGGCUCCCUCGAGUGGGUGGAUAUGGAUGUGGCUGAGGAGUGGAUGGAGGCCCAGGAGAAGCUUGAGGGUCGUGGCUUGACCACCGUUCCCGUGAACUUCUACCUGUUCACCCCUUCCAACCCCUCUAGCAGCAAGCACAUCUAUGCGACCAAGAAGUCCAUUAGUGCCUCCAACUUCAACCCCGCACACCCGACCCGCAUUGUGAUCCACGGCUGGACCCAGAGCUACUUGAACAGCAUGAACUCGGACAUCCGCAAGGCCUGGCUCUCGAGGGGAGACUACAACGUGAUCAUCGUGGACUGGGCCCGUGCCCGUUCCGUGGACUAUGCCACCUCCGUCAUGGCUGUCGCUGCCACCGGAAAGAAGGUCGCCGCCAUGAUCAACUUCCUGCAGUCCGACUUUGGAAUGUCCCUGGAUAGCCUGUACGUGAUCGGUCACAGCCUGGGCGCUCAUGUGGCUGGAUAUGCCGGCAAGAACACCAAUGGUCAGGUGCACACCAUCGUCGGUCUGGACCCCGCCCUGCCCCUCUUCAGCUACAACAAGCCCAACAAGCGUCUCAACGCCGACGAUGCCUGGUAUGUGGAGUCCAUCCAGACCAACGGAGGUACCCUGGGAUUCCUGAAGCCCAUUGGCAAGGGAGCCUUCUACCCGAACGGCGGAAAGACCCAGCCCGGAUGCCCCUUGGACGUGACUGGUGCCUGCUCCCACGGACGCUCCUGCACCUACUACGCCGAGGCCGUGUCCGAGGACAACUUCGGAACCAUCAAAUGCGGGGACUACGAGGCUGCCGUUUCCAAGGAAUGCGGAAGCCAAUACAGCAGCGUUCGCAUGGGAGCUGACACCAACGCCUACAUGGUCGAUGGUGACUUCUAUGUGCCCGUCAACAGCAAGGCCCCCUUCGGCAUGAUUAUUUCGGCUCUUCCUCUGGAGGAAUCUGAGCGCAUUAAUGGCGAAAACGGCUGGUACCUUCCCCAAGAGGAUGGUUCCUUCGAAUGGGUGGACAUGGAUGUGGCUGAGAAGUGGAUGGAGGCACAGGAACAGCUGGAGAGCCGUGGCCUGACCACCGUUCCAGUGAAGUUCUACCUGUACACUUCCUCGAACCCCACCAAGGGCACUAAGAUCACCACCACCACCAAUUCCAUAGACGCCUCCAACUUUAACGCCGCCAACCCGACCCGCUUUGUGAUCCACGGCUGGACCCAGAGCUACACCGCCAGCAUGAACAAGGACAUCUGCAGUGCCUGGCUCUCCAGGGGAGACUACAACGUGAUCGUCGUGGACUGGUCCCGUGCCCGUUCCGUGGACUAUGCCACCUCAGUCAUGGCUGUCGGUGCCACCGGAAAGAAGGUUGCCGCCAUGAUCAACUUCCUGCAGUCCAACUACGGAAUGUCCCUGGAUAACCUGUACGUGAUCGGUCACAGCCUGGGCGCCCACGUGGCUGGAUAUGCCGGCAAGAACACCAAUGGUCAGGUGCACACCAUCGUCGGUCUGGACCCCGCCCUGCCCCUCUUCAGCUACAACAAGCCCAACAAGCGUCUCAACGCCAACGAUGCCUGGUAUGUGGAGUCCAUCCAGACCAACGGCGGUAGCCUGGGAUUCCUGAAGCCCAUCGGCAAGGGAGCCUUCUACCCGAACGGCGGACAAAGCCAGCCCGGCUGCGGAUGGGAUUUGACUGGUUCCUGCUCCCACGGUCGCUCCACCAUCUACUACGCCGAGGCCGUGUCCGUGGACAACUUCGGCAGCAUUAAGUGCGGAGAUUAUCAGGACGCCGUUUCCAAGGAAUGCGGAAGCACAUACAGCGGCGUUCGCAUGGGAGCUGACACCAACGCCUACAUGGUCGAUGGUGACUUCUAUGUGCCCGCAAUGAACAAGUGCCCUCUUCACCAAAAUUGUUUGAGACCCCCAAACAUGAAGGUGUUUUUUGUCCUAGCCGCUUUAUUGGCAGCAGUGAGCGCCCUGCCCAUUGAGGAGCGCGUAAAUGGCGAGAAUGGCUGGUUCAUUCCCAAGCUCGAUGGAAGCUUCGAGUGGAUGGAAAAGCACGAUGCCGAGGAGCUGUUGGCCAACGCAGCCCAGAUGGAGGGACGCGUUAGCACCAACGCUGUAAACUUCUAUUUGUACACCAAGUCGAACCCCACCGACGGCAAAGAGAUCAAGGCCAAGGCCAGUUCUAUCGACGAUUCCCACUUCAACAAGGAUCAUGGAACCCGCGUCAUUAUCCACGGCUGGACCCAAAGGUACUCUGACGACAUGAACACCCGCAUCACCAAAGCCUGGUUGUCCAAGGGCGACUACAACGUGAUCGUCGUGGACUGGGCCCGUGCCCGUUCCGUGGACUACGCCUCCUCAGUCCUGGCUGUUCCCGGAGCCGGCGGUAAGGUCGGUGAGAUGAUCAAGUACCUGCACGAGCACCACGGUCUGUCCUACGAUAGCCUGGAGGUGAUUGGACACAGUCUGGGAGCCCAUGUGGCCGGAUACGCUGGCAAGACCGUAGGAGACAAACAGGUUCACGCCAUUGUGGGCCUGGACCCCGCCCUGCCCCUCUUCAGCUACGACAAGCCCAACAAGCGUCUGUCCACCGAUGAUGCCCACUACGUAGAGUCCAUCCAGACCAACGGAGGCAAGCUGGGAUUCCUGAAGCCCAUUGGCAAGGGAGCCUUCUACCCGAACGGAGGAAAGACCCAGCCGGGCUGCGGAUUGGAUGCCACCGGAUCCUGCUCCCACGGACGCUCUGUGCUCUACUACGCCGAGGCCGUCACCGAGGACAACUUCGGAACCAUCAAGUGCGGAGACUACGAGGCCGCCGUUUCCAAGGAGUGCGGCAGCACCUACAGCAGUGUUCGCAUGGGAGCUGUGACCAACGCCUACAUGGUCGAUGGCGACUACUACGUGCCUGUGAACAGCGCCGCUCCUUUCGGCAAGAUUAACUAAUAGCUAAGGAAUAAACUUAUGGCAAAUGAGA